This is a messenger RNA of Macadamia integrifolia, 653 nucleotides long. Its product is annotated as nuclear pore complex protein NUP1-like. Lineage: Eukaryota; Viridiplantae; Streptophyta; Magnoliopsida; Proteales; Proteaceae. Gene Ontology annotation, cellular component: nuclear envelope. Gene Ontology annotation, biological process: nuclear membrane organization. The record is from RefSeq and is a predicted model, not a curated record. The coding region runs from base 216 to 653 and encodes 145 amino acids. The transcript has 2 exons.
CUACGUCGUACCGUACGCAGUUCCAAUUCAUCCUACUACUAUACCGGCGGCUUAUAGAAAUACGAAUCUCUCAUAUUUCUCACUAUAUUGCCUGUUUGUGCUUGUGUAACAUUUCUCCCUACCGCGCCGAAUAAAAACCCUAUUAUUUUCUUGCUCUCGCGCUCUCUCUGUUUCAUAAUCUUUGUGCGCGAGCUGUGAAGUUUGAGCUUUCCUUCAUGUCUACCGCGGCGGCAGGGGGAUAUGAAGGAGGAGCAGGUGGGAAAUUUCGAAAAAGACCGUUUCGAAGACAGACGACGCCAUAUGAUCGACCAGUGACCGCACUGAGGAACCCUGUGGAAGGAGGGAACAACAAUGGAUGGCUUUCGAAGAUUGUGGAUCCAGCUUCUAGAAUUAUCGCCCGAAGUGCUCAGAGUUUUUUCUCUUCUGUGUUCCGCAAGAGACUUCCCGCUCCAGAGACGGUUUCAGAUCACUCAUCUGUAUUGGUGCAUCCUAUGGCCUCUGUUGAACAUGACCAUGCCAUCUUAGACGACUUCUCGGAGCUUAUCAUGUAUCAUGGUAAUUCCCAAACCCGCUCUAAUAUGGUCAUUCCUUACUUUAUCUUUCCUUGUUUUGCCUUACAUCCAUCUGAACAUCCUCAUUUCUACUAUACUUAA